GCAGUUGCAGAGAAGGUACGAGAAACAGCCCAGCUGCUGCAGACCCGGGGAGGUUCCCCUGUGGAUGCGAGCCCCUGGGGCGGGUGAGGGCGUGGAGAGGCCCGGCCCUGCCAUCAGCCUGGGCGGGAGUGGGGCUUUAGAGUUCGGACGGAGCCCCUGGGACUUGGGAGGGGUCCAUUUAAACCGCGUUCGGACCCUGCCACCCACCCGAGCAGGGGCUGACCGAGAGCCCCCAACUCGGGGAACUGGGCAGCAGCUCGUCUCCUGGAGUCUUUCCUAGGAGCUCCCCACCUGUCCCGAUGGUGGGGCCGCGGGGGCCGUGCAGCCCCUGCUGGGAGGAGGAUGCCUGCCUGGACUAUUACGGGCUGCAGUCCCUGCACCGCGCGUUCCAGGUGGUGGGCGCCCAGCUGACCGAGCAGGAGCUGUCUGUGCUCUCCUUCCUCCUGGAUGAGGCUCUACCAGCACCCGAGGAUGGGGAGCCCAGCCUGGCCCCGGUGGGUGCCCCCGGCCGGCCUCCGGCCCGCUCUGGGCUGGAGCUCCUGCUGGAGCUGGAGAGGAGGGGCCAGUGUGACGAGGCCCACCUGGGGCCCCUGAUGCAGCUGCUGCGGGUGCUGGCCCGGCAAGAUCUGCUGCCCAGGCUCUCACUCAGGCGGGCCCGCCCAGUGUCCCCUGAGCGCUAUGGCUGUAGUCCUUCUGGGUCAGACAUGGAGAGGCCAGAGGGUAACUGUCUGGGCUCAGCCAGUACAACUUCCCGACGGGCUCAGUGGGAGGCAGGUUCACCUCCUGGGAAGAGGCAGAGGAGAAGCCUGGGCCGUUCCAGUGCUGGAGGGAGACGGCGUCGGGGCCCCCAGGGAGCUUCAAGGUCCAAAAAUCCUGGAUCAUCCCCUGCUGCCAACAAAGUGACCUGUGAUAUCCGCCUCCGAGUACGGGCCGAAUACUGUGAGCACGGGACAGCCCUGGCUCAGGGUGUGGUGUCCCGGCGGCCCCAGUCGGUGGCCCGCCAGCUGGACCUGUUUGGGCAGGCCAUGGCUGUGCUGAAGUCCAGGGACCUGGGUUCUGUGGUCUGUGACAUCAAAUUCUCCGAGCUGUCUUACCUGGAUGCUUUUUGGGGGGACUACCUGAGCGGGGCUCUUCUCCAGGCCCUGCGCGGCGUCUUCCUGACCGAGGCUCUUCGGGAAGCUGUGGGCCGGGAGCCGAUUCGCCUGCUGGUCAGCGUGGAUGAGGGGGAUUAUGAGGCUGGCCGGCGCCGCCUGCUGCUGCUGGGUGGCCGUCCCCCCGGGGGAACACAGGCCCUGCCACCACGCUGACUCUGGCCUCUGCCCAGGGCACUGCUGGCUGCUGCCCUUGGACACCCGGGGAGGGGUAUUGCUGCUGCCCUCCCCCAGAUACCACCCUUCUCUGACUCCUUUUUGGGCCAACUAGGAUGUCGGAGGGAGAACCCCCUCCCUGCUGUGGGUGGGCUUGCAGGGCCAAUGAUGCUGGAGCCCAGCUAGCCUGGGGAGGGAGGGGAAGGAGGAGGGUCAUCUUCUCCCUGUUCUCACCUCCUCCCAACAAACCUGGGCUAUCUCUACCAGUGACAGAAGAGUGUAUAUGCCCGAGUAGCUCAGUAGACCUUUUUUCUUAGGCCCACAGUGCCCCUAGCUCAAGCCCCCAAGGCCUUUGUAAACAUCUCCCAGACCGAACCCUGGCUGGGCCUACAGUGCAUAUCUACCCAGAGAGAGGAACACCCCCUCCCCAGCCCGUGACCCCUCCCCUAUGGACUCCAGCCUUCCAGCUGGUGGCAGGGCCCUAGGAAGGGCUGGUAAUGUCUAUGGCCAUCUCUGCAUGUGAGCUGCUGGGGCUUUGGAGACCUAGUCUCACUCCCACAUUUCACUGGUAGGGAAACUGAGGGCCAGAGAGGGCAGAAGGGUUUGCGUCAAGGUGAGGGCUGCGAGUCCCAUCCAGAUCAGCUGGUACCCAAACCCAUGCCUUUUCUGUUGGUCUACACUGCCUUGGGUAGAGGGAUCUGUAGAGCCACGCAGAGUAGGGAUGAUUCUUCACCAUCCCGCAGGAGGCAGUGUGGAGCCCUAGCCAGAUGGCCAGACUUGGGUCCAAAUCCUGACCCUGACACUUAGCCCUUCAUCUCCUGAGCUUCAGUUUCUCCAUCUGCAAAGGAAGGGAGUUGGACUCAUUGGCCAUAGAGGGCUUUGUGCCGCCCUCUCCUUGCAUGAGAGGAAGCAGGAGAAGAGGAAGGAGCUUGCUCUGGGUCACACCUGUUCAGCUGUGCAGCCUUGGGCAGGUUCCAUCCCAUACACAGGGAAACGGCAGCAGUUGUAUGAUGUACAAGUUGUUUGGCGGCUGGUAAUGGCGAGUCGGAGAUUCUGGUGGGCUCAGGAAGGCAAGAGUGGAUAGCUGGCAACCACUAGAUGUGGGUGUAAGAAGGCCCAAGAUGAAAUUCUGGCUCUGUGUGACUUCAGAAAAGCCAAUGUUCUAUUCUGUUUCUGCAUCUGGAAAAUGGGUUUGAUAUGUACUCGCACUACCAGCCUCCCACAGCCUAUGAAUGUUGAGCUGGGGAUGCUGAUCGUCAGGCCAGGGCUGCAAACCCAGCUUGCUCCUGCCCCUGGUACAGACCACUCACUGUUGGUGGAGGGCCUACAAGCCGGCUCAUACCAGUCUGUGACCCCCAGCAAGUCUCUCCCUGCACCUUAGUGAAAUCCCGGGUCUGGUCUCUGUCCCGCCAUACAGGGAAGUUUAGGUGGGUCUACACUGUCCGCCUGGGGAGGGCACAGAAACCCCUAAGGCACAUCUGUUAAUCUUCAAAGUGAUAUAAUAGAAGGUGGUUAGGUUUGGUUUUUUUAUGCCCCCUUGUCCCAACCCCCACCCCCAAACAUUCAGUUAGUCUCUGUGUGUAAGGGGGGGAAUGUUGGCACCUGGGUAUCGGUGGGCACUUGGGAAUGUGGUUGGGGAACCCUGGCAGGUGAGAGAAAAGUCCACCUGAUAUCAAUAAAGAGGAGGCCUGGGAGAGGCCACACUAGGAAUGAAA
Molecule: messenger RNA, 3022 nt
Organism: Trichosurus vulpecula (common brushtail)
Lineage: Eukaryota; Metazoa; Chordata; Mammalia; Diprotodontia; Phalangeridae
Gene: DEDD2
Product: death effector domain containing 2
Exons: 5
Coding region: 300-1307 (335 amino acids)
Biological process (GO): extrinsic apoptotic signaling pathway via death domain receptors; regulation of apoptotic process; apoptotic process
Cellular component (GO): nucleolus
Molecular function (GO): DNA binding; protein binding
Source: RefSeq, a predicted model, not a curated record